Chaetomium globosum CBS 148.51 is the source of this 495-nucleotide messenger RNA. RefSeq lists its product as uncharacterized. The record is from RefSeq and is a predicted model, not a curated record. The coding region runs from base 1 to 495 and encodes 164 amino acids. Gene Ontology annotation, biological process: mRNA cis splicing, via spliceosome. Gene Ontology annotation, molecular function: RNA cap binding. Gene Ontology annotation, cellular component: nuclear cap binding complex. Lineage: Eukaryota; Fungi; Ascomycota; Sordariomycetes; Sordariales; Chaetomiaceae. The transcript is spliced from 2 exons.
AUGCGAGGACCACGCGCGACAGUCGAGCGGCUCGACCAGCCGAGCGCAUAUUUUAAUAGUAGAGUGAGUGUUCGAGAUCAGACGGCCGCGGGAAGCCACAGUGAAAUGUCAUUCUACACCACUGAAGAGCAGGUAUACGAGCUUUUUUCCAAAUGCGGCGAGAUCAAACGCCUGGUAAUGGGCCUCGACCGAUUUAACAAGACACCCUGCGGCUUUUGCUUUGUCGAGUAUUACACUCACCAGGACGCACUCGACUGCAUGAAGUACAUCGGUGGAACGAAGCUUGAUGAGCGCAUUAUCCGCACAGAUUUGGACCCGGGAUUCACUGAGGGUCGGCAAUACGGCCGUGGAAAGUCGGGAGGGCAGGUGCGUGACGAGUACCGCGAGGACUUCGACGAGGGUCGUGGCGGCCUUGGGCGGGCGAUUCAACCACCGCGGUCGAGAGACCGUGAGACGAGGGACUACGAUGAUGAUCCCUAUGGACGGCUGAAAUAA